AUGGCUUCCUCUGCUGGUGCAAAGCACGUCAUUGCGAUAACAACUGCUACUGGCGUGGCUGUUUGUUUUACUUGUUUUGUGUUGCACGCUGCUGGCGCAAAUAUUCUAUCAAGUUCAAAACGUUGUCGUUGGUGCGCGUGUAAACCAAGAAAGCCCAAGACUGGGGGUCCACGAAAGGAAUUCUUUCGUUUAAUCUUACUUGAAAUCAAAGAAAAAUAUUUUGAUGAUGGGCUUCGUGAUCUCUUGGCAGAAGAGUAUAUUACCAUUGGAAUGAUAAUGAUCUCUAUAAAUACAGGGCGCUAAUGCAGCAUGUACUGCAUGGGCAGCAAAAGUUUUUUGUUGACGAAGGAUACAA
Dendronephthya gigantea is the source of this 355-nucleotide messenger RNA. RefSeq lists its product as uncharacterized. The record is from RefSeq and is a predicted model, not a curated record. The coding region runs from base 1 to 303 and encodes 100 amino acids. NCBI's taxonomy places the organism in Eukaryota, Metazoa, Cnidaria, Anthozoa, Malacalcyonacea, Nephtheidae. The transcript has 4 exons.